GUUUUGCCCAGUUUCAAAGUCGAGCUGCGGUCUGAAGAAAUGUAUUAUCUGAUCUCAAGACAGGAAUUUCGAUUCAAUAUCUCGGCAAGCCACGCGUUUGGGCAGAAAGUGACGGGAAUGGCGUACGUGAGGUUCGCCAUCAUGGACGAUGAAAAGCAAAAAAUCUAUCUCCGGGGGCUGGAGCAACAACUCGAGAUGAAGAGCGGAGAGGCAGUGUCUUCCGUAAAGAGCCGGGUUAUAUCGGAAAGUUACUCUUCGAAAAGUUUGAGUGAGCUUGUGGGUCAUCGCCUCUACAUAGCCGUAACCGUCUUUGAAAUAUCCAGUGGGCUCAUGGAGGAACUGGAGAUUAGCAACAUCAAGUUCGUUUCCUCCCCGUACGUCAUCGACCUAUCCAGGACAAUCAGCUACUUCACCCCUCAGCUCCCAUUCAAUGUUCUGGUCCGGGUAACUUAUCCUGAUGGAUCUCCUGCUAACAACGUCCCGGUCUGGCUAGAGGGAUACGACAGUUUCAAAACAAAAGAGGAUGGAAUGGUUUUGUUAUCAAUGUCACCACCAUCCAACACAGAGACAUUUGACAUCAAGGUAUUCGCUGGAGAUCGGACAGACGGGGAGAUCAUAGAAGCACAGAAGAAAAUUCAAAUAUACAAGUCGGAGAACAAGAACUAUCUCCACAUUUCAUUGCCACCGGAUGUGCUUGAUCCUGAGAGAUCGCUGUCUGCUGAUAUCAGCGCCAUUACAGCACCGAAUGCUGGGGCAGUCAAGUGCUAUUACUAUCUGAUCAUCAGCAAAGGCAAGGUUGUGAAGAUGGGCCACGUGCUCAAGUCAGAGCUGACCAAACUCACUGUGCCACUGAGCUUGGAGAUGGUCCCUUCCUUCCGCCUCGUCCUCUACUACUUCAUCAGUGUCGGCGGCAAGACUGAGAUGGUCGCAAACUCCGCCUGGAUUGAUGUGAAAGAUGUCUGCGAGGCGGAGAUUGAGAUCAACGUUGAUCGGAAUGAAUAUGAACCCGAUAGUACCGCUGGUAUAACGAUUCAAAUGGGAGAUGCAGGACAAGCAUCUCUCGCGAUGGUGGACAGCGCAAUCUAUAUCCUCAACAGCAAGAAUAAACUUACAACCAAACAGUUAUUCGAACGAAUGAACUCCUACGACCUUGGCUGCAGUUUUGGUGGAGGUGUGGACAAUGUACAUGUGUUCAUGGAUGCUGGGCUGGCUUUUAUUUCCAACAACGAUGCCUCAAAGCUUCGCGAAGGUUUGUCCUGCAAAACACAAGGGCGGAUGAAAAGAUCACUUGACCUCCAAAGGCAGUACAUGGGUAAGAAACGUAAGAAACAGCGCGAUCUCGUUCAUUUAAUGAAACAAAGCUGUGAAUUAAAACUCAACGGUGAAAUCUUGUCUUCAGCGGCAGGGAGUAACGAAGACAAUUACUUCGAUGAGAUGCAAGUUCAAGUGCUCAGUGACUUCCCACACAGCACACUUUGGAAAACAUGCCGAGACCUGGUGAAAGGGCAAAACAGGGUGGAAGUUAUCAUUCCUAGUUCCAUAACUACUUGGGAAAUUCAAGCUGUUGGCAUGUUUAAGAAUAAAGGUUUUUGUAUUGCGGAACCCAAGACAUUGAAAGUUUUCAAACCGAUGUUCGUAUCUUUUCGAUUGCCCUACUCCGUUAAGAGAAAUGAACAAUUAGAAGUGAGGGUUAUAUUACACAAUUAUGCGCCCAUUGAUCUUCAGGUUAAGGUGUAUAUGAAUAAGGUGGAUACUCUCUGCAGCCCAGCCACUGGGCAGCUGAAUGCAAGAACUGUGACUGUCACAAGCAACUCGGCAUAUUCCAUCUACUUCUCCAUCGUUCCUUUAGCCAUCGGUAACAUUCCAAUCACAGUGUUCGCUAACGCCUUUGAAUACGACAUUUUUGAUGCAGUCAGGAAACAACUCAAAGUGGUGGAAGAAGGUGUGAUGAAGACUGAGGAAACGAGCAUCCUGGUCAAUUCCAAAUCAAUGAGCUUCUAUCAAAUUGAUGAAAAAGUACCGACCAACAUGGUGCCCGAUACUGACGCCUACCUUUAUAUCCGAGCAAGAGGCGAGGUGAUGGGGGAUACGGUGGAGAAUUCCCUGGAUGCGGAAGGCAUCGAUAAACUCAUCAGUUUACCAACGGGAAACGUGGAGGUUACGUCCAUAAAGAUGGCGCCCGCUGUCUACGCCAUCAGGUACCUGGACAAGAGCGAGCAGUGGAUCUCGCUGAAGCCUGAACGGAAGGACAAGGCACUGGAGUUCAUUGAGUCAGGUUACAGGAGGCUCGUACAAUAUAAAAGGCCGGAUGGUUCUUACGGCUUUUGGAAUGAUAAACCUGGCAGCACCUGGUUAACGGCAUUCAUCGCUAAGAUAUUCUCAACUGUUCACAAUCAUAUCCAGAUCGAGCAUGAAUACGUUCAGCAAGCCGUCUUGUACGUAAUGCAAUGGCAGAGGGAGCCUGGAUACUUUGUUGAUGACCAACCGAUGUGGAGCAACGACAUGAAGGGUGGAGUUUCCGGGGUGGAGAAGCAAGUUUCCUUGACUGCUUUUGUGAUUAUCUCGUUCGUGAAUUCGUUGCCGUCCUUCCAAGAUAACGUACCGGGGAAACGACAAGUGGAACAAAGCAUCUACAAGGCUGUGAAUUUCCUCUCUAGCAAGGUUGAAGACAUUAAGAGGCCUUACGUAAUGGCCAUCACCAGCUACGCUCUGGCCCUGGUGGAUAAGACUAGUUCUAUAGCAAUGAUGGCUUACGAAAGAUUGAAGGGUUUUGACACUCAUGACACAGAAAACGAUACUCGACAUUGGAAGAUUGACCAGGAAGUGCUGGUCAACCAGAAAACGUGGAUAGGCAGAGCACGGAAGGCCUUCGCAGUGGAGGUGGAAGCCACAGCUUAUGCACUCCUGGCCGCCGUCACUAUGGAAGACCUCCAGUACGCCAACGCCAUUGUAAGGUGGCUGACGGAACAGCGGAACUACGGCGGCGGAUUCCAAUCCACGCAGGAUACUGUGGUGGCCCUGGAAGCUCUGUCGGAGUACAGCAUAGCACACUAUUCCCCACAGGAGAUCGCUAUGCAGUUCAAGUUCACCAGCCCUGGGCGAAGUGGGAGCAAGAUCGUCAAGAUAGAGAGAAACAACGCACAGAUCCAGGAACAGCUGAAGUUUCCACUGGGUGAUGUGAUCAACGUGGAACUCACCGGUAUAGGAAAUGGAACACUUACUACGCUGAAGACUUAUCAGGUUAUCGAGGAGACUGGGAAUAAUUGCGGCUAUUUACGGCUUGAAGUUACCGUUCAAGGCAAGGUGGAGUACACAGCGGAAACAAUUUACUCCGAAGAACAAGAUGCCUGGGAGAUGAUGCCAGCAGACCAGCCAGUCAGUGGGAUAAACUGGUUUGAUCUGAGAUCUCGGAGAACGAAGAGACAGGCACCGGCUGAAGAUAUCGCUAAGAUACUCUACUACAAAAUCUGCUACUGGCACGUUGCUGAUGGAGUCCAAGACCAGCGUCCCUCUGGAAUGGCCAUCGUGGACAUCACCAUGCUGAGUGGAUUUGAGCCAGACGGCGCAGACCUGGACAAGUUAUCGAAACUUGCUGAUCGAUACAUCGAUUCAUUUGAAUUCAAAGAUGGCAGAGUUCUGCUUUACCUUGCACAGGUCGCCACAGACAAGGUUUGUGUGAUAUUUGGGGCAAAGCAGGUGAUUCCAAUUGGGUUAAUCCAACCUGCAAGUGCCACACUUUAUGACUACUACAACCCACAGUCCCGUUGCACUGUGUAUUACAACGCUCCGGAUCAGAGCAACGUGGUGUUCAAACUGUGCCAGGAUGACGUUUGUGUGUGUGCUGAAGGGGACUGUCCUCAGGAAAGGAAAUCCAAGGACGUGGGUGACGAUGAACGGACGAAUUUUGCCUGCUACGGCCCGAUUGUGGAUUACGCUUACAUAGUCAACGUCACCAGUGGGUCUGUUACUGGAGCUUCCCACACCUAUACAACCACGAUUACUAAAAUCAUCAACGUUCAUGGAGACGAAGAUGUUGGUGUUUCUGAUCAGCGGAACUAUGUGAAACGGCGUUCCUGCCGCCUGGAACUGAAGAUCGGGAGAAGCUACCUCCUGAUGGGGAAAGACGGGAAGACCAAGGAUCACCAGAGAGAAAUGCAGUACAUCCUCGAGUCUGACUCUUGGGUAGAAGAGGUGCCACCCGCCGCGAUUUGCAGGCUCACGAGGUAUCGAAGAAUUUGCUAUAAAUUCUACGGUUUUGUCGACGUACAUGAACGGUUCUGUAUGGCAGGUAGCAGGUUUUGUCAAACAGACCAAGAGAAAGAAGCAAAGGUGUUAAAACAAACCAAGGCUCCCCGUGUCGAGAGACAAGAUGCCGGAGCAUGGAAAGGAGCAAAUCAUUAUCAGACGGAGUCGAUGUCUUCCACACGUUAA
This is a messenger RNA of Amblyraja radiata (thorny skate), 4431 nucleotides long. Its product is annotated as complement C4-like. NCBI's taxonomy places the organism in Eukaryota, Metazoa, Chordata, Chondrichthyes, Rajiformes, Rajidae. Gene Ontology annotation, molecular function: endopeptidase inhibitor activity; protein binding. The record is from RefSeq and is a predicted model, not a curated record. Gene Ontology annotation, cellular component: extracellular region. Gene Ontology annotation, biological process: complement activation. The transcript is spliced from 35 exons. The coding region runs from base 40 to 4431 and encodes 1463 amino acids.